Sitodiplosis mosellana (orange wheat blossom midge) is the source of this 3245-nucleotide messenger RNA. It is a transcript of the gene EloA, whose product is annotated as transcription elongation factor B polypeptide 3. Gene Ontology annotation, biological process: transcription elongation by RNA polymerase II. The record is from RefSeq and is a predicted model, not a curated record. Bases 1014 to 3062 code for a protein of 682 amino acids. The transcript has 5 exons. Gene Ontology annotation, cellular component: elongin complex; nucleus. NCBI's taxonomy places the organism in Eukaryota, Metazoa, Arthropoda, Insecta, Diptera, Cecidomyiidae.
UUCCGAUGCAAAAACUGCUAUGCAAACGCUUUUGUCGUCGUUUUUUUGUGGGAAAAGCAAGGACGUCACAGAAGAAGAAAAAAAAACGAUAGACUUUUUCAAUAGCAAAAUUGUUCAUUAAAACUUUGCAAUAAAUAUUCAGUGGUCAAUUUAUCGUUAUCAUAAAAAGCCAACCACACGCGUUGGUUUCGACGGUUGGUUUCAUAAGUGAAAAUAACCCAAAAAAAGAGAAGAGUAUCGUUUACUAGAAGAAAUUUGCAGUUCCAUUAUUCAACGAGAAAAAAAAAAUUCCUCAGUUGUUGGAAGAAAGAGAGAGAGAACGAUCGAGGGAGAGAGAGAAAUUUUUGUGCUCUUCUUUUUCUCACCAUUUUUGUGUUUUUAAAUAUUUCUUUACGUUUUAUAAUUUUGGUUGUGUUUGCGUAUAUUGUGAUUUUCACAUACAUAACGACAUUGUCAUUAGUAUAUCAAAUUGACAGAAGAUACGUUGCCAUUGCGGUUAUAGCCAACGAAAGUGGCAUUCCGACCUGUUCAUCGGAAUUACAAUACUAAAUUAUCUUUCUCCUGGGGUUUGUGUGAUGGUCGAAUAAAUGACAGAAAUUUGCAAAAAAAAAAAAAAUUAUUGCUUGUGAUGAUGGUGUGCAUAAAGCAGCGCAGUACGGAUGGUGCCAUCCCAAUUCACGUGCACCUGGUGCUUCCCAAUCAAAAUGACUUCGACGGAAGUCACACUUGUUCGAUGUAUCAAGAGUUUGUUUGCUUGAACAUAUUUUUUUUUAAAUCAGAAUCGUGUAAUUUAACGAGCAUUUUCUCGAGAUUUGAUAUGAAAACAAAGAAGAAAAAAAACGAACAAGUGUGAAGUCGAGUUGUGUUUUUCAUUCAUUUGCUAGAAGCUAAAUAAUUUUUGUAUUGAAUCGGUUUUCGAUUGGUGUAUCAUCAUUGUCUUGCGCAAUUUUUAUUUAAAAUAAUCAACACAAAUAAUUAUUUGUUCAUUUACAGUGGAUAAUAGGCAGUGAAACAUGACGAACGCUUCAUCAUUGAAUAUGUCUGUUGAGGACAUGAUCAAACACUAUCAACGCAGCAUAGACAAGUCUGAAUCCGACCCAAAAAGGAUACUGCAUUGCAUUGGCAAAUUGAAUCGGAUGAAUGUUACAGUACAGCAUUUACAGAGUACUGGCAUUGGUCGAACGGUAAAUGGUUUGCGCAAAGAUGAUGGUGAAGUUGGAUUGGCAGCCAAAGCGCUCAUUUCAAAAUGGAAACAAAUGGUGGCGAGUGAAAAUAGCGAGGAGGAAAAGGCUCAAGAAGAAUAUGGCUAUGAAGAUGACGAAUCAAACAAUUUGCAGACAGACUCUAUAAGCAAUAACGACAGAAAGUCACAUAAGACUCAUGAACAUAAAAGCAGUAGCAGUAAUAGUAGUCAUCAUCAUCAUCAUCAUCACCAUCAUCACCGCGAACAGCAGGAACAUCUCUCACCCGACAAAUUGAUUGAAAACCACACUCAUCAACGCAAAUAUUCAUCAGACGAUAUUCAAGAGCACUCAGCACAUUCAAGACAUAAGCUUAAGUCACACUCAUACAAUGACGGAAGCGGUGGCAGUAGCUCAAAAAAACGCGAACAUGAGCAGGAAAGUAGUGGUGCUGUUGCCGAUCACGAUCGGCAUAAAAGUAGUUCGAAGCAUAGUAAAGAAGAUCGUCAUCAUCGACCGAGCAAACAUGAUUCACAGCAUGAUGGUGAUGAAAUUAGUGAUAAAAAGCAUAAAAACUCGAGCAAAGAUCAUAGCAAGCACAAAGACCAUCAUAAGCAACUCUCGAGUACAACUGAAAAGACUCAUUCGUCGAGCAAACAUAAACGAUCCCGAGAGCCUGACCCUACGUCCAGUUCAUCAAAGAAGCAAAAGUGUGAUGAAAAUUCAUCCAGAAGCGAUAAAGAGAAGUCUUCAAAAACGAAAUUUAAAGGAAUUGAAAUCGACCAUUCAGAGGGAACUAGUUUUGCCGAUGCAUUAGGAAUGUUAGCUGUGCCCAUAUCGGCGCAAUCAUCGAAGGCCUCAACAUCAUCAGCUUCAACAAGUGGAAAAGCAUCCAGCAAAACGGUUAGCCCAUCGUCCAGCCACAGUAAGAGCAAGGUCAAGGACAAGGAAAAAACGUCGAAAUCGAAACCAUCAACCAGUUCAACGGCAACACCGUCACUGCUAUUGAAGAAACCGAAAUUACCUCCGCUUGAAGAUCUAGUAAAAGAUUUACCGCCCCCAGUUGAGUGCAUUAUACCAAACGAUUAUAAACCGUCGCCGGUCAAUCACAUGGUCAUGGAUUGUUUAUUCAAAGGACCAAAGUCCCAACAGAUGGCUAUACUCAACGAAACCGAUGCCCUAUGCGCAAGCACAACAUCGAAAAAUCAGCGCACCAAAGUGUAUUCGGGUGUUAAAUCGGGUGUACCGCAACAAGUUCCAUCGCUGCACGAAUUGUGCUUACGUUUUCUACAGAAAAAUAUUGACGGAUUGGAGUAUACGGGCGGUGUUCCAUUUGACAUAUUGAAGCCCGUUCUCGAACGAGCAACACCUGAACAAUUGAGCUCAUUCGAACAUUACAAUCCAUAUCUAAUGGAUGAUUCCGAUUGUCUGUGGCAACAGCAUUGCCAACGAAAGUUCAAGGCACAUAGACGAUUAGAGAUGGAAACUUGGCGUGAAAUGUUCUAUCGAUGCAUGACCGAACAGGAUGCGCUACUGGAUCGGUUAACGAAAAAUAUAAAGGAAUCACAAUCGGUGGCCAUUCCAGUACGCCAGACAAAACUGGCUUAUGUUGACAGCAUGGUGAAACCACCGCGUAGUGUGAUUAAGAAGCAAAAUCAGUUUGGCACCCAUACAAAAUUGAUAGCAACACCAGCGGCACGAGUUGAUGCCCUCAGUUCGGUAGCAACGAAUAUUACCAAAAUUGGAGACACACGACUGAAAACAUUGGCAUCCAUACGGGACACAGCCCAAGCACAACCAUCAAAUGGAAUCAUUAGGCCAAAGAAAGCUCCACUCAUGGCCAAAACACUUCAACUCAUGAAAGGCAGAUUCAAGCGAUAAACAGCAAAAUUUGAAAUUUAUCAAUUUUAAUUUAUUUGUUUGUGUUAUUAUUUCUUUUUUUCCCUCCCCCUUCCUUUUGUAUGUGAAACCUGUUUCUUACAUAUACCUUUUUUUCUUAAACUCAUUAUUAAAUUUAAAGAAAAAUAAAUAAAAUACGGAACAAUAAAUUGAUUUAGAAAGAAA